This is a messenger RNA of Anneissia japonica, 448 nucleotides long. RefSeq lists its product as uncharacterized. The record is from RefSeq and is a predicted model, not a curated record. Lineage: Eukaryota; Metazoa; Echinodermata; Crinoidea; Comatulida; Comatulidae.
UCAUCACAUGUGUGACACCGACAGAUUUUAAAUGCGGCUCUUCCCUAACAAUAGACGUUGUACUUUAGUUUUAUACCUUCCUGGCUCUACCAUCUUACUUUUAACUGUCAGUGAUAACCAGUCACAAUAUGCUGUUAGGUAUUGUCGUGGUGUAUUUAUUGGUUCAGGAGAGUGUAGCCUGUUGGAGCACAACUGACUGCCUUCCUUGCCAAAACACAACGGUAAGUGAGCCCACACUGACUCAGCAACAGACAGAUGCGCUGUUCAAGCUCUCUCAGGAACUGGAUUUAUUGUCAUAUCAAGAGCUGCAGGAAAGAGUUUAUAAUACAACUGAGUCGCCGAUAGACCUUUCAGAUGAACAGAUGAUGGAGCUGUUUAAUUAUUUUCAUGGUCUUUUUAAGAAAAGGGAAGAGCAAAAUUCUACUGUUAUUGCUAUUGAUGAAAAAAA